GAGUCCCCGGAGGGAGGAGGGGCCUCAGACUGGCGCAGGGCUAUCGGAGAGAAGCACGCUCCGACGCUCCCAGUUAAUCACAAUCUUCUGACUUUCAUCAAAGCUGUCGGUGUCGGUGAGCAGCUGCAGACAGCGUUAGAGAAGAUGGGGAACCGAGUGGGCCGUGAGGACUACGAGUGGGUCUACACGGACCAGCCGCACGCGGACAGAAGAAAAGAAAUUCUGGCUAAAUAUCCAGAAAUCAAGUCCUUGAUGGGCCCAGACCAGAGGCUGAAGUGGAUUGUGUGCAUGAUGGUGGGGAUCCAGUUCUUAGCGUUCUACCUGGUCAAAGACUUGGACUGGAAGUGGGUUCUGUUUUGGACGUACGCGUUCGGCAGCUGCAUCAACCACUCCAUGACCCUGGCCAUUCACGAGAUCUCUCACAACACUGCCUUCGGGAACAACAAAGCCAUGUGGAACCGCUAUUUCGCCAUGUUCGCCAACCUGCCCAUCGGCUUGCCGUACUCGGCCUCCUUCAAGCGCUACCACCUGGACCACCAUCGCUACCUGGGCGGCGACGGCAUCGAUGUGGACAUUCCCACCGACUUCGAAGGCUGGUUCUUCUGCACCCGCCUCCGCAAGUUCGUCUGGAUCAUCCUGCAGCCGCUGUUCUACGCCGUGCGGCCGCUCUGCAUCAACCCCAAACCGGUCAGCCAGCUGGAGCUGACCAAUGUGGCCGUGCAGCUCUGCUUCGACGUCCUGCUGUACUGGACGUGGGGGGCCAAGCCCGUGGUCUACAUGCUGGCCGGCUCCAUGCUGGGGAUGGGCUUGCACCCCAUCUCUGGCCACUUCAUCGCUGAGCACUACAUGUUCCUCAAGGGCCAUGAAACAUACUCAUACUACGGCUGCCUCAACCUCCUCACAUUCAACGUGGGCUACCACAACGAGCACCACGACUUCCCCAGCAUCCCAGGGCGAAGACUUCCUUUGGUGAAGAGGAUAGCUCCAGAGUACUACGACGACCUGCCGCAGUACACGUCCUGGGUGAGGGUCCUGUACGACUUCAUCACGGACGACACGCUGAGCCCGUACUCCCGGAUCAAGAGGAAGCUAAAGGGAGAGGUCAAACAGGAGUGACCGAAGCUGCAGGAUCCACAUGACCGAGGCCUUCUCACAUUUCUCCACCGCUUCCUGCUUCCAUUCAGCUCAGUCCAACACAGGCAGAUUUACUUCUGUGUUUUUGCACAAAAAGGCCUUGAGUUGAGGAUAAAAAGAUGUUACUGAGAUUUUUACUUAUAAUUAUAUUUCUGUUACACUUCAAGCCCAUCAGACGUUUUUGGAGUUGGGGUUGUGUUGAGUACUUAUAAAUCAUUAGUAUCUGAGCUGGUCAGUGUUUUCUUUUGUUGUUGUUUUUUUGUUCUGAUUAACUUAGAGAUUAAAUGGUUGCCAUAGUAACAUUGUAUGUUAAAAUAAAAUGACUUCUGUUUUUGUAAGCUCGGUUUUGAAGCUUUCCUGUCGGUUUCAUUUCUGAUUCGUCGUAACAGCUUUGCUGCAGUUAUAUUGGCUCUAAUAGGGCAGCUGCAGUGGAAUAAUAUGAGGACCAAUGGUUGCUAUGGUGAUUUCCGUAGUACAUACAAAGUAUGGGGCGGAGGUUUAUAGAGUUUAUGUAUGUGCAGUGUUAGUUUUGAAUCUGAUGUGAGUCAGUAAGGUGGAUUAAACUGCAAAUCUUAAACUACAUUUGUAAAAAAACUAAAAACUAAAACGUAAAGCAGAUGUGUUGAGCUAAAGUCCAACCAUGUGUGAGCUGGUUUAAACUUUAAACUUUGCGACGCGUCUCUACAAAUUGGCCGACCUUUUGACCUCCUGGCUUUUCUUUCUGGGUUCUCUGAUAUGCCGGCGCUCAAUAUUUCCAUCCCAGCAGAACUUUUUUCUCUGUGUUUUUUUUCCUUCUCUCUUUUUUUUUUCUGGGAUUCUGCCAGAAUCGGACGGAGCUUAGCACCGCCUGGCUAGUGGCCCUCGGGCGUAGCUGCAGCUGUGUGCAGCAGCAACAUGGACACGUUUCAUUUUAGUCAAUCAGUGAGUGAAAACUCUUUGUGUUUCUGUGUCGGUCUGUUUCACACAACCCCACCUCUGAAAGUCACCAGUGGCCUGGUGGAAGUUAAAAAAAGAAAAUUUAAAUGAAAGUCAAUUAUUAGACAGUUUGAACGGAUUCAGCUGUAUUGUGCUGAAGUUGAUCGUAAAUAUUCUCAGUAAUGUUGCAGAUGGAGGCUUCUCAUGCCGAAAAUCUGAAUCUGUCCGCCAUCUUGGUUUUACCGCUCAGAUUAACUAACCCACGCUAACCUUUGCCACAAACACUCUCAAGGCCUCAAUGAUGCAACUGUCCACGCUUAUUUAACAAAGGUCAAUGUGUCUCCAUGACAACGCAAGUAUUUAUGGAGCUACCCAUGCACUAAAGUUCCUGAAAGUUGGCACGCGCUACAGGGGUUGUGGAUGUUCCAGUGAUAACGGAGUGGAGCUUUCAGAACUCUGACUUGUCUCAUGUCUAGAGAUGCUGACAGGCGAUAGCUGCAUCUCUGCUGGAAGACCCUCACUGCCCAGUCUGCUGCUGCUGCAGGGUGCAGCCUGACCUUCAGAUGUCCUCCACCCUGAACUGCUACAUUCUAAGUCAUGGAUGUGAAGCACAGAGCAUCGUCAUGGGUAGGAUCUGUGCAAAUGAACUGAGGCUGCUACAAUAUGCUGCUGUCAGAGAUUUCUACCCGUUUCCAGAGUGCAGCUUCUUUCUCCCAAUAUUCAUCACCAGAAAAGUUUACCACCUCGUUCUAAUCCUCCUCCUGAAAUUAAAGCUGCUCCUGCCUCAUUCUGUGCUUUCUGUUCAAAGCAAGCUGUGACUCAGCGAACAUGAAGUCUGAUCUUAUUGCCAUCGGUGCUCUGCUUGCUCAGUUUAUUGAUUUCAUGUUCAGUAUUGUGAUUUUUAACUCAAGGCAAUAAAAACUUAUUUACUGAUUUUCAUA
This is a messenger RNA of Xiphophorus hellerii (green swordtail), 2990 nucleotides long. RefSeq names its product delta(4)-desaturase, sphingolipid 1 (gene degs1). Gene Ontology annotation, molecular function: sphingolipid delta-4 desaturase activity. Gene Ontology annotation, cellular component: membrane. The transcript is spliced from 3 exons. The record is from RefSeq and is a predicted model, not a curated record. Gene Ontology annotation, biological process: ceramide biosynthetic process. Bases 145 to 1116 code for a protein of 323 amino acids. NCBI's taxonomy places the organism in Eukaryota, Metazoa, Chordata, Actinopteri, Cyprinodontiformes, Poeciliidae.